GGGUGGACAAACAUUGAGCUUUGUCAGCUGAGGUAGUUGCAGCGAGGUGAAUGAUGCUGAGCAGAUAUUUUCAGAGGAUGCUUGCACGGUUUGGUACCGCUUGGUGAUUGCCGUGCUCCAGAUGGACGAGAUAAAAGACACGCUGGCGUUUAAAGGUGUCGCUGAGAGACUGACGCUUGGCAUUACUCGAAUACUCGAGAACAUGCCCGGUGUGGUCGAUGUGCGGUUCGCAGAGAGGGAGCCUGCUGAGAAGAGGAGUCUGCUGUCAUGGGAACAGAAAAACACUUGCAUUUUGCCAGAAGACCUGCGAGAUUUCUUCCUGACAACCGAUGGGUUCACCCUGACCUGGAGCGUCAAACUAGACAAUGAGUGUGUUCCCCUGGGAUGCAUGACGGUCAACAGUGUGGCCAGGCUGUGCUCCCUGCUCCAACCAGCAUCCCUUUUCUCUCUUCCUAACGCACCCUCGCUGGCCGACCUGGACUGGGACGAGAGCGGCACUCAGAGUGGGUCGGAGCAGCCUCCUGCUGCACCCCAUUUCGAUUCCCGGAGCCGCAUCUUUGAACUGGAUUCCUGUGGUGGGAAUGGCAAAGUGUGCCUGGUCUACAAAAACUGCACUCCAGGUGUGGUAGCCCAGCGGAGUGAAAUUUGGUUCCUCGAUCGCUCUUUGUGCUGGCAUUUCCUGACAGCAACCUUCACCUCUUACUACCGACUGAUGAUAACCCACCUGGGUCUGCCCGAGUGGCAGUAUGCAUUUACCCCAUACGGCCCCAGCCCCCAGGCCAAGCAGUGGGCAUCCCUGUACCAGCCGCUGACCUUCAGCUGUGAGCUGGGCCAGGCUGAUCCUGCAGGGGAUUCUUAUCUCAACAAGCUGGACCCCACCAACGCCUUCAAAGGCAAAACCAAGGCACCGGCCCCCAAGAAGAAGCCGCAGGCACAGUGCAUCUUAAAAAGCACCGCCAAGAGCCAAGGCCGCAUGGGAAGACACGGUGGGGCAAAGCGGUGAGAAGGUUCCCAUACAUUGGGUGAGUGCAUGCGAACAUGGUCAGCAUGACUAAAAAGAGCAGGCAUCAAUUCCUUCUUAGACUGGACCUUUUGGACCGGCUGAGUGUCUGAACAUAACCAAGGGUUUCCCGGCUCAACAUAUGGUUGAUGUGAUGGCACCACUUGGAAGCAACGCAACGAGUAAAGCGGAUGUUCAUACCUGCCUUACAUUUAAAUAAACAUGGAAAGUACUGAUAA
Messenger RNA from Scophthalmus maximus (turbot), 1239 nucleotides. RefSeq names its product tubulin polyglutamylase complex subunit 2 (gene tpgs2). The record is from RefSeq and is a predicted model, not a curated record. The coding region runs from base 122 to 1003 and encodes 293 amino acids. Gene Ontology annotation, biological process: protein polyglutamylation. The transcript is spliced from 7 exons. Lineage: Eukaryota; Metazoa; Chordata; Actinopteri; Pleuronectiformes; Scophthalmidae.